Molecule: messenger RNA, 1092 nt
Organism: Plasmodium adleri (nom. inval.)
Lineage: Eukaryota; Apicomplexa; Aconoidasida; Haemosporida; Plasmodiidae
Source: the annotation of a RefSeq genome assembly
AAAAAACCCCCAACUACCUCUACGGAUAUUUUUCGUGUGCUUAAUAUACCCCAAAAUGAUGAGGCCAUGCCGACAAAAACAUCGACAAAUAGAUAUGUGCCCUAUGGUCGUUAUAAAGGCAAAACAUAUAUUUAUGUGGAAAAUGAUAACGAUAGUGAUAACUAUGUGGUAACAACUGAUACAUCUGAUAUAACUUCGUCGUCCGAAAGUGAAUAUGAAGAAGUGGAUAUUAACGAUAUAUAUCCAUAUAAAUCACCUAAAUAUAAAACUUUAAUUGAAGUCGUACUAAAACCAACAAAACAACCAAGUGAUGUACUUAGUGGUGACAUACCAAGUGGUACCACAUCAAAUAGUGGUGAAAAACCAUUUAGUGGUCAUAUACCCAUAGAUGAAGAAUGGAAUGAACUAAAAGAGGAUUUUAUUUUGAACAUGUUACAAACAGAACAAAAUGAUAUACCUGGAAACACUACAGAUACUAAUAUUUCAUAUAGUGGUAUGCCUCUAGAACAACCUUUUAUUACUCAAAUCCAAGAUAGAAAAUUAUAUAGUGAUGAUAACGAAAUUAUAUAUAAUAUUGAUUGGAAUGUUCCGGAAAAUAUCACAACAAAUACUGCGACAUAUAAUAGUUUAUAUAGUGGUAUAGAUCUAAUAAAUGAUUCGUUAAAUAGUGGUAAUGAUAUAUAUGAUGAGUUGUUAAAACGAAAAGAAAAUGAAUUAUAUGGAACAAAAUAUCCGAAAAAAACAAAUACCAAUAUUUUUGCAAAACCAAUAAGUGGUGAUCCGAUACUGAACCAACUGGAUUUAUAUGAUAAAUGGUUAGAGAGAAAUAAAGAUAUGUACAACCAAAAGAAUAAUAAGGAAGAAAUCUUAAGUAAAUUGAAUGAAGAAUGGAAUAUGGAACAUGAUAAUAUAUCCAUUGAUGAAGUCAACCCUUUUAAUAAUACACAUAAAUUGUUAAAUACCAACCUUUCUAUAGAAAUAAGUAGUGAUAUGACCCAUGAUACAUCUAAAAUGGAUAUGAGUGGUACUAAUAGAUAUACUUAUUUGGAUGAUAUGGAGUUGUUUGAAAAUAGUAGUGAUGAAAAUUUAUGA